UAGGUUUACUUGCUUUGUUUGUCCGGAGCUGUUUUGCCUUCAGACUGACCCGAGAGACGACAGGAGACGCUCCGCUUGAAAUCAACACUAAACAGUUUCUCUGUGACCGAGUUGCGUUAUAAGCAGCUGUAACUGCGUAUUCAUCAGGCUAUAACUGUGUAAUAACACUGACAGAGAUGCCGUCCGACAGACCCUUCAAACAAAGGAGGACAUUUGCUGACCGGUGCAAAGAGGUCCAGCAGAUCCGCGAGCAGCACCCCAACAAGAUCCCCGUGAUCAUCGAGCGAUACAAGGGAGAGAAGCAGCUGCCUGUUUUGGACAAGACCAAGUUCCUGGUGCCUGAUCACGUCAACAUGAGCGAGCUGGUCAAGAUCAUCAGGCGUCGGCUGCAGCUGAACCCCACACAGGCCUUCUUCCUGCUGGUCAACCAACACAGCAUGGUGUCGGUGUCCACACCCAUCUCCGAGAUCUACGAGCAGGAGAGAGACGAGGACGGCUUCCUCUACAUGGUCUACGCCUCGCAGGAGACCUUCGGCUGCUAGGGAGGGAGAGGGGGAUGCGGGGAGGGAGAGCGGGACAUCUUCAGGUGCUGGGAGACUUGGGGGGAGGGUAGAGGGAUGAGGGAUUUUGGGAGAGGGCGGGGGUGGCACUAGAAGGUAAAAGAGAGGCAUGUGGUGUCAGAACCGACCAGAAACCACCCAACUCCAUGAUCCUCUCCACUUUGUUGCAUUGCAGGCCCACGUAGCAACACAGUCAGUCAGUGUUCAUGUGACAGACACCCCCUUGUCCCUCUCUCUCCGUCGUAGUCGAGCACCUUUCUUCAUAUUGGUCAGUAAAUACAACACUAGCUACAAUAGCCAGAGGACAUCGUUUGUGUCUUUCCCGCCCUCAGAAUCCUACCUGUGAUCGUUCUGAGUGCUUUUAUUUCAUCUCUCUGUCCCGCUUUUGGUCCCACGUGGACUGCGGUCUCUUAUUUUGAAAGGGUGGGACAAACCAAUGACUUAAGUAGUUUGGAAGCUGUCUGUAAAGUUCCACAGAAGCGCUAUUGAUCUAUUGAUUUUCAUCCUUAAGGCUACACACACACACACACAUGCACACACACACACACAUGCACACGCACACACACACGUAUUAGACGAAGCUAAACUUGAAAGCAGGCGGUUGCUUGCGAGCCAGUCACAGUUCAGGAUGUAAUUUGAAGCUUGGCUGAAGAAGCCACUGAUAUAUACGCAGGUGAAAACACAGCACAGUGUGGUUCAUAACUAUCCAGUAAUCUGCUGUGUCAGUCUAUAUCCUCAUCGUUGCAACAGCAGUAGUAGAAGCUAGAAGAUAAGACUCGUAGUGAUUCUUGUUUUACCGUUUUAACUUUUUUAACUCACAUCUUAGUUUGUUUUCUUUUUUUAAAUUCUCGUCUUUUGUUUGAAAUAUUAUCCGUAGUUUAGGUUUGUGUUAUGUAACUAGUCCUGAGUUUGUUUUAAUCAUACAUUUACCGUCAGCCUGAAGCUCAACUUGCCAACUCGAUACUGGCUACCGAGUAGCUGACAAUCAGGCUCGAAACGACCGUAAUCCUGGUCGACUUAUUAGCAUUUACAGUAAUUUCACAUGUGCAAUAUUUAUCCCUUCAAGCCCCUGCAGGUUUGAGAGACACACGAGAACAGCGGCACUGUUGGGUGACGCUGUUAAACAAAUAUCAUCUGUCCUACUCCACCCCCACCCACCCACCCACCCCCUCAUCCACCCACCCACCCACCCACCCCCUCCUCUGUAAAGCUACUGUGAUGUACUAAACGUAGCCACUCGCUGCUACAGCUGUUAUUCACAGACUGAUGUUAAUGUCGUUUUGCCCCAUAAGCACAAUACACCUUAGUAUCACUACUCACCUGUCUUCCUGCACAAGCCCCCACCUCCACCUCCACCUCCACCUCCACCUCCACCUCCACCACUACAUUUAACCACAUUUAACGUGACAAACAAGCAGUCAGGUUUGAAUGGAAACACCGGGGGGGGGGGGAGAUGCUCUCUGAUCCAGCAGUUUUGAUUCUGGCUCUUGCUUUUUCACGCUCCGUCGUGUUUUCUUAAAGUUGAAUUUACAAAUUAAAACACUAAUUUAGGAAAUGAACAUUUUUAGAAAGCAAGCUGUUGGUUCGGAGCGGCAGCGCAGGAGGCGGAAGCUGACUCCACAGUGGUGAACGAGGGGUCACAAGCACUAACAAUGGGGAUGAUUACAGAACAGGAUGCUUUUAUUUUGACACACUGUGCGACACACUGUGUUUUUCUCUUUGGCAGGCAGCGAAACGCCAAUAAAAUUAUUCCGUUUUGUGUAUUGAGCAGAGCUGACGCAGCCCGCGCUGUGAAGCCAGGAUGUAAUCAGACCUCCGGUAAAACUUCUCAGACCCCGGUUUAAUAUCUUUUCUCCACUGUGAGGCCGACGUCUCCUCCCGGCCUCGCGUCACAGAGCUUGUAAGAUCGCCGCGUGUGUCAUGGUAGCAUAGAGUCGAGCAUUAGACAUAAUAAAAUGUAUUUAAUGUAGGAAAUGAAUGAGCUUCUUUUGCACAUAAAUUAAUACAAAUAUAAACAAGAGUUGGCAUAGAGGUUUGUUUUUAGAAAUUACUGUAUCUAUAUAAUAAUUCUCUCUUCUUUUUGUAUCUGCUCCUCUUCUGUAGAGCGCUGCUGCUCUUUAUCUGUACGUUUGUCUGCCUUUGUUUAAUAAGACUUUAUAGACGAAAAAAAGGUUAUGAUGCACUACAAAUGUUGCAUGUUUUUUUUUUUAUUAUAAAUGUAUAUUGAUUUUACGCUAUAGAUAUAAUUGUAUUGUUUUAUUUAGAAAAAAAAAUAAAAGUCUUUUUAGAUGUUUCCCAAACCAAAAACUGAAAAUAAGUGUAUGUGUAUGUUUGAAACAAACGAAAAAACCGUGUGCGUAUAAACGAUCAUAUAAUCGAGCUGUAUUACAAAGUGUGUUUUCUUUAGGCUUUCUGAUAUUGUCACUGUUUGGAGGGGUGUACAUAGAUGCAUUGCUACAACCUUAUUCAAAGCAUUUGCCAAUAAAUAAAAAAAAAAAAGUUGCCUUUAAA
Molecule: messenger RNA, 3071 nt
Organism: Seriola aureovittata
Lineage: Eukaryota; Metazoa; Chordata; Actinopteri; Carangiformes; Carangidae
Gene: map1lc3a
Product: microtubule-associated protein 1 light chain 3 alpha
Exons: 4
Coding region: 177-542 (121 amino acids)
Biological process (GO): autophagy of mitochondrion; autophagosome assembly; cellular response to nitrogen starvation
Cellular component (GO): autophagosome; cytosol; autophagosome membrane
Molecular function (GO): ubiquitin protein ligase binding
Source: RefSeq, a predicted model, not a curated record